Messenger RNA from Saimiri boliviensis boliviensis (Bolivian squirrel monkey), 1735 nucleotides. RefSeq names its product colony stimulating factor 3 (gene CSF3). Gene Ontology annotation, biological process: positive regulation of myeloid cell differentiation; immune response. NCBI's taxonomy places the organism in Eukaryota, Metazoa, Chordata, Mammalia, Primates, Cebidae. Gene Ontology annotation, cellular component: extracellular region. The record is from RefSeq and is a predicted model, not a curated record. Gene Ontology annotation, molecular function: granulocyte colony-stimulating factor receptor binding; cytokine activity.
AAUUUCCUCCCAGGCCUCCAGGGGUUAUGUAUAAAGGCCCCCCUGGAGCUGGGCCCCAAAACAACCCAGAGCCUGCAGCCUAGUCCCACCCAGACCCAUGGCUGGACCUGCCGCCCAGAGCCCCAUGAAGCUGGUGGGUGAGUGUCUUGGCCCAGGAUGGGACAGCUGCCCGCCCUGGCAUGGGAGGGAGGCUGGCAUGGCAGAGGGGCUGGGGAUCCCCGUUCUGGGAAUGGGGAUUAAACGCGCCAGUGUCCCCGAGAGGGGACAGCAUGUCUCCUGAGCCCGCUCUGUCCCCAGCCCUGCAGCUGCUGCUAUGGCACAGUGCACUCUGGACAGCGCAGGAAGCCACCCCCCUGGGCCCUGCCAGCUCCCUGCCCCAGAGCUUCCUGCUCAAGUGCUUAGAGCAAGCGAGGAAGGUCCAGGGCGAUGGCACGGAGCUGCAGGAGAAGCUGUGUGCCACCUACAAGAUGUGCCACCUCGAGGAGAUGGUGCUGUUCAGGCACUCUCUGGGCAUCCCCCAGGUUUCCCUGAGCAGCUGCUCCAGCCAGGCCCUACAGCUGACAGGCUGCUUGAGGCAGCUCCAUAGCGGCCUCUUCCUCUACCAGGGCCUCCUGCAGACCCUGGAAGGGAUCUCCCCCGAGUUGGCCCCCACCUUGGACAUGCUGCGCCUGGACAUCGCUGACUUUGCCACCACCAUCUGGCAGCAGAUGGAAGAGCUGGGAACAGCCCCUGCCCUGCAGCCCACCCGUGGCGCCACACCAGCCUUGCCCUCUGCCUUCCAGCGCCGGGUGGGAGGCCUCCUGGUGGCCUCCCAUCUGCAGAGCUUCCUGGAGCUGGUGCACCGCGUUCUACGCCACCUUGCCCAGCCCUGAGCCAAGCCCUUCCCAUCCCAUGUAUUUAUCGCUAUUUAAUAUUUAUGCCUAUUUAAGCCUCAUAUUUAAAGACUGGGAAGAGCAGAAGGGAGCCCCAGGCCUCUGUGCCCUUCCCUCCAUUUCUGAGUUUCAUUCUCCUGCCUGUAGCAGUGAGAAAAAGCUCCUGUCCUCCCAUUCCCCUGGACUGGGAGGUGGAUAGGUAAAUACCAAGUAUUUAUUACUGUGACUGCUCCCCAGGCCUGGCUCUGCGGUGGGUGCUGGGACAAGCCGCAGUGGGCCCUGGGCCCCAGGGUCUGCACCUGGGGCCCUUGAGAGUAUCAGGUCUCCCACGUGGGAGACAAGAAAUCCCUGUUUAAUAUUUAAACACAGUGUUCCCCAUCUGGGUCCUUGCGCCCGUCACUCUGGCCUCAGCCGACUGUACAGCAUGCCCUGCACCCCCUUGGGCGUGAGUGGACAAGCAGAGGCAGCCAGAGCUGGAAGGCAUAGCCCUGAGGUCCCACAGAUCUGCUGGGGAAUCUUGUUUUUAUUAAGACUUUUGGGGCACAGUUUGACUCCCCACAUGAGAGCUCAGACAUCACCGACGUGUGAUGCCCAUUUUUCUGGUGCCCUCGGGACACCUGCCCUGCCCCCACCAGGGUCAGGACUGUGACUCUUUUUCAGGCCGGGCAGGUGCCUGGACAUUUGCCUUGCUAGACAGGGACUGGGAAUGUGGGAGGGAACAGACAGGAGGAAUCGUGUCAGGUGUAUGUGUGAAAAGAAGCUCGACUGACUGUCACCCUCCACCUGUUCACCCCCCACUCACCGGCAUCCUCUCCACUAUCACAUUGUAACCAAGCUUCAGUAUAAUAAAGUGUUUGUCUCCA